Molecule: messenger RNA, 389 nt
Organism: Cylicocyclus nassatus
Lineage: Eukaryota; Metazoa; Nematoda; Chromadorea; Rhabditida; Strongylidae
Source: the annotation of a GenBank genome assembly
AGACACUUCGGACUUAUACUUCGCUCUAAACAACAAGCAUGAACUUGAUGUUCUUCACACAUAUACUCGUGAUAUUCUUAAUGCUGUCAAUCUGUGUCUUCGAUGCUGCUGAUGCAAAGAAGAAAAAGAAGCCGAAGAAGAAGAAGGUUAUGACUAAAAUUAAAAUUAAAAGAAGGAAUUAGAAUCCCGUUUUCGUAUAAAGGCAUCAAAUCUACGAUCUUUAUCUAUGUAUGUAUUCAGAAGGUUACAUCUGUUACCGUUUGUGUGAAAACUACUUGCUAAGCUGGCGGAUUUGCUUGUCAUCAUAUAGCACAUGCUACAGUUCUGGACAUAAUUUUAAAGCCACUCUUAGAAUUGUCGUAGUUUUCGUUCUUGUCAAUGAAUCUGUC